AUGAAUAUAAUAGCAAAAUAUAAGGAAUUCGAAAAAACCCUUGAAAACGUAGUUACCUAUAAGGAUCUUAGAAAAUAAAUAAGAUAGAGCUUCAAAUUUAUAUUGAAGAAUAAUUUUACUAUAUAUUAUCUUGAUGAAGAUAAUGAUAAAAUUACAAUAUCAAAUUAAGAAGAUCUAGAUGUUGUUCAAAAUACCGAGAAUUUUGAAAUUAUGGUUGAAGAAAUUGAUGAUGCCUCAGAAUUGACAGAUGAUUCCUUUUAAAAACUUGAUAAAAGUGUUAAAGAAACAGUUAACUACUUUAGAAAGUUAAGCAAUGGUCACGGCAAUAAUGAUUCAAAUAGCCCGAAAAUUAUAUAAAAAUAAGAAAUGGAGUAGGCAAAGGAGAUAGUUGAGAAACCAAAUAAUCCAUAAGAAAUUUUAGAUUAGAAAAGACAAAAAGCAAUUAAAGAAAUAACAGCCACAAUUGAGCAUCUUCGAGCAGAAAUACUUAAAGUUGAGAAUGAUGAUACAGAGAAAAGAUUGAAUGAAAAAAUAGAAAAGUUAUAGAAACCAUAAGUGAAUCCCUCAUCCUUAGGCAAAGAAUUAAUUGAACUACCAAUUAUUUAAUAAAUUGAAUAGGCAGAAAAUAACAUAAUCAACCUUAAUAAAGUUGAAAGAGAAGAAUUGAAAAGGAAUUAUUAAAAUUUGCUCAAAUAAAUUCAGUUAAUGAUCUAAAAUAGAUAGAAGAAUUAAGUUAAUUAAAUUGCUUAAACUAAAGACGUAAUCAAAACAGAAUAGAAAUUGAAGUAGCUGAUUGUUAAGACCAAUUAAAAAAAUUAAAAGUUGUUAAAAUAAUAUAAGGGAUUAUUGAGUUAAUACUAAAAAAAGCUUAAGGAAGUUGAAAAUAAGAAAGCCAAUUUCGAAAAGGUUGAGUAUAUGACCAAAGAUCAACUAGAAGAUUUUUUAGACAAAUAGAUGAAGGAAGAACUAAAGGCAAAAAAAGAAAAAUAAGAAGCCCUAAAAUAAAAGGAGUAGAUAAUCAACAUUGACAAUCCAAAAAAGGAAUAAGAGAAUUAAAAUCUUAGUGAUAACAUCUAGGAUGAUUUAGAAUGAAAAGAUAUCACUACAUUAUGCAUAUAUAAUAAUUGUCUAAUAAUUUUU
Paramecium tetraurelia is the source of this 1140-nucleotide messenger RNA. RefSeq lists its product as uncharacterized. The transcript has 2 exons. The record is from RefSeq and is a predicted model, not a curated record. Gene Ontology annotation, molecular function: protein binding. NCBI's taxonomy places the organism in Eukaryota, Ciliophora, Oligohymenophorea, Peniculida, Parameciidae.